UUAGGUUUGCUUGGAAAUGCUGAGCUUUGCUAAUUACUCUGGAGACGCUGAUAGCAAAAUUGUUCGAGAAGUUUGGGCUAGACUCCUUGAUCAGGCACUUACUAAAGGGGGUGUUGCAGAAGCUUGUUCUGUUGUGAAAAGAGUAGGCUCGAAACUUGAUCCUGCAAAUGGAGCUUGUUUACCUUUAGAUAUUAUAUGCCUUCACCUUGAGAAGGCUGCAGUGGAUAGAUUAAGUUCAGGAGAAGAAUUAGUUGGUGAUGAUGAUGUUGCAAGAGCUCUUCUUGGUGCCUGUAAAGGUCUUCCUGGACCUGUACUUGUUGUGUAUGAUCACCUGUUAUCGAACGGUGCAAUCAUACCCUCACUAAAUCUGAAGUUGCGCCUGCUGCGAUCAGUUCUAGCAAUCCUCCGUGAGUGGGGGAUAUCUGUCAUUGCACACAGGCUAGGCACCACAAGUGCUGGGGCUUCAUUCUUUCUUGAUGGAACAUUCUCAUUGAACCAAACAGGGACUGCGAAUCAAGGUGCUCGAGAUAAAAUAAUUAGUUUGGCGAACAGGUACAUGACUGAGGUGAGGCGAUUAAACCUUCCAUAGAACCAAACGGAGAAUGUCUACCGUGGUUUCCAUGAACUUGAGGAGAAAUUACUAUCUUCUU
Zea mays is the source of this 650-nucleotide messenger RNA. Its product is annotated as nuclear pore complex protein NUP155. Lineage: Eukaryota; Viridiplantae; Streptophyta; Magnoliopsida; Poales; Poaceae. Bases 17 to 589 code for a protein of 190 amino acids. The transcript is spliced from 3 exons. Gene Ontology annotation, molecular function: structural constituent of nuclear pore. The record is from RefSeq and is a predicted model, not a curated record. Gene Ontology annotation, biological process: RNA export from nucleus; protein localization to nuclear inner membrane; protein import into nucleus. Gene Ontology annotation, cellular component: nuclear pore inner ring; nuclear pore.